Molecule: messenger RNA, 567 nt
Organism: Adineta steineri
Lineage: Eukaryota; Metazoa; Rotifera; Eurotatoria; Adinetida; Adinetidae
Source: the annotation of a GenBank genome assembly
GAAAGCGGACGUUUGGAAGAUUAUCUAUUAUAUUUCAAUUAUGAUAUGUUAGCUUCUCCUAAUCCUAAUUUUGGUAUUUCUGACAGUGUACAAGUUCCAUCAGGAACACCCGACCACGCAGUCUACGCUACUGAUCGAAUCACAGAUCUAUUUCAACAAUGGUUUAAAGAACAGAAACUGCCGUGGACUGAAUCCGGAGUUGGAGGAGGUAGUGAUUUCGUACCAUUUUUGACGAGUGGUAUAGCUGUUGGCGGUGUAAAUACAGGGGCUGGUGGGAUCAAAUCACCAGAUGAACGAGAUCAAUAUGCAGCAUUGAUGGGAACGGGAAAUGCGGGAAUAGCCAAUGCGCCUUAUGAUUCAUGUUAUCAUCAACAAUGUGAUAGAAUUACAAAUGUUAAUCCAUCUGCAUAUGAGAAAGUCGUUAAAGCAGCCGCUUAUGCUAUUGAACAUGUGGGACGGUUAGAUGGCUUGGAAAAGUGGCUAUAUCCACAAGGUCGAGCGAAAACUCCUAAGCUGCUCGAUAGAAAACAACUAUAUAAUAUGCAUAAUGAUACUAAUCUUUUUUGA